CGAAUAAAAGUAAACAGUCUAGUAAAAGUCAAUGCAAGCUGCACGUGUUGUGUCUGGGUCACUGGUAACUGACAUUGAUAUGGCUGGGGCGCUCUGGCUUCUCGCUCUCCUUCCCCCUCACCCACCUCCCACCUCUUCAACCGUCUCCCCCGCCCCCCUUUCCCCACCCCUUCACUCCCUUCCAUUUAUUUUCUGCUUUUCUCUCCCAUGUCUCUCUACUCCUCCACAGUCACUCCCGCCCCAUCCCCGCUGGGUCUCCUCCUUCCCUCGCAAGCUCGCCACCUCGCCCCCUCCCUCCCCCUACUCCGCCUCUCCUCUCGCUCACCCACCUCCCCACCCCUGUCUCCUCGCAGCUGGGAAUUGCUGGCUCCGCCAAGCGAAAAACGGCCGCUGCCAGGUCCUGUACAAGACCGAACUGAGCAAGGAGGAGUGCUGCAGCACCGGCCGCCUGAGCACCUCGUGGACCGAGGAGGAUGUAAAUGACAACACGCUCUUCAAGUGGAUGAUUUUCAACGGGGGCGCCCCCAACUGCAUCCCCUGUAAAGAAACAUGUGAGAACGUGGACUGUGGCCCCGGGAAAAAGUGCCGAAUGAACAAGAAGAACAAACCCCGCUGCGUCUGCGCCCCAGACUGUUCCAACAUCACCUGGAAAGGGCCAGUCUGUGGGCUGGAUGGCAAAACCUACCGCAACGAAUGUGCACUCCUCAAGGCCAGAUGUAAAGAGCAGCCGGAACUGGAAGUCCAGUACCAGGGCAAAUGUAAAAAGACAUGUCGGGAUGUUUUCUGUCCAGGCAGCUCCACAUGCGUGGUGGACCAGACUAACAAUGCUUACUGUGUGACGUGUAACCGGAUUUGCCCAGAGCCCACCUCCUCUGAACAGUAUCUCUGUGGGAAUGAUGGAGUGACCUACUCCAGUGCCUGUCACCUGAGGAAGGCUACCUGCCUACUGGGCAGAUCGAUUGGAUUAGCCUAUGAGGGAAAGUGUAUCAAAGCAAAGUCCUGUGAAGAUAUCCAGUGCACUGGUGGAAAAAAGUGUUUAUGGGAUUUCAAGGUUGGCAGAGGCCGGUGUUCCCUCUGCGAUGAGCUGUGCCCCGAGAGUAAGUCCGAGGAGCCUGUCUGUGCCAGUGACAAUGCCACUUACGCCAGUGAGUGUGCCAUGAAGGAGGCUGCCUGUUCAUCAGGUGUGCUGCUGGAAGUCAAGCACUCCGGAUCUUGCAACUCCAUUUCGGAAGACACCGAGGAGGAAGAGGAAGAUGAAGACCAGGACUACAGCUUUCCUAUAUCUUCCAUUCUAGAGUGGUAAACCCUCCACCAAUGUUCAGUGUUGAUAUAGCCUUUGGGCAAAAAAAAAAAAAAAAAAAAAAAAAAAAAAAAAAAAAAAAGAAAAGAAAAAAUAUAUUGUCCAUACUGUAAAUAAGUGUAUGCUUAUUUAUUUGGGGGGAAAACUAUACAUAAAGGACGUUUGUCCUAGAGCUCUCUCCCAGGCCACCUUGUUACUCAUUGGACACGGAGAGGCAGUCAUUGUGAGGUCUACUGGAUGAGGCCCAUAGUUGAGACUUGUAGACAUUUAUUUAUACUGUGUCAUGUUUUAUAAUUUAUACAUAAAAUGUCUGGUUGACUGUACACCUUGUUUUUGAAGAAAUUUAUUCGUGAAAGGAAGAGCAGUUGUUAUUUAUUGUGAGGUCUCUUGCUUGUAAAGUAAAAGCUUUUUUUUUUUUCCUUGUAAACCAUUUAAGUCCAUUCCUUACUAUUCACUCACUCAUCUGUCUCCCUUCAUCUCACUGUUGUUAGACUCUUUUCCACUUUAACAAACUUGCAUGUCAGUUUCUGUCAUGUUUUUUAUUUAUUGGAUUCUCUGCUGCCUGUUCUGUACAUACAUGAUCCCUCGGGUUUUGUUUACAAGGAAUCUUGACUGACCAAAAGGCAUUAUAACUGACUCAAAUAGAAGGUACAGAGGAUACAUCUUUGAGGAAACUCCUAGUUCAGUUCUCUUGUCAUGAUUUGGGAGAGAAGGGGUGAUAGAAAUGUUAGAAUUCUAAUAAUGUACUUUUAAGAUGUUACAAAUCCAAAGAAAUUGAUAUGGGUAUCCGGAGACUGAAGGAAGGGAAUGCUAUACAUUCAACCUUUUGUUAGGUGUUUCCUGUAAGCUACUCUGCUGUACCUUUUAAAUUAGUUCCUUUUCAAACAACGUGUCGCUAAAAGUUAUAUCAAAGCUUUAUCAGUUCAAGUUUCUUGCUUUUCAUAAUACUUUUUUCUGAUGCAAUUUUAUAUUUUCAAACAUGGCAAGUUAAAUAUAAAUUCAUUUAAAUAUAUAGUUUUGUACUUUUCUACCAUGUAAAUGUGCAAUGUAUAUAAAAGUUAUAAUGUGUAUUUGUAAAUAAAUGAUGAGUGAAAAAAUAAAAAAAUUUUAAAA
This is a messenger RNA of Lynx canadensis (Canada lynx), 2413 nucleotides long. RefSeq names its product follistatin (gene FST). The record is from RefSeq and is a predicted model, not a curated record. The transcript is spliced from 5 exons. Lineage: Eukaryota; Metazoa; Chordata; Mammalia; Carnivora; Felidae. Bases 32 to 1303 code for a protein of 423 amino acids. Gene Ontology annotation, biological process: regulation of BMP signaling pathway; multicellular organism development; cell differentiation. Gene Ontology annotation, molecular function: protein binding; activin binding.